Molecule: messenger RNA, 5728 nt
Organism: Dimorphilus gyrociliatus
Lineage: Eukaryota; Metazoa; Annelida; Polychaeta; Dinophilidae
Source: the annotation of a GenBank genome assembly
AGUUAUUUACUAAAUGCUCGAUAUUUCAAGUAAAUGUUAAAUUAAGAGAAGAAUUUUCUUCAAAUAAAGUUUUAAAUCAAGCAAAAAAAUGGCACUGCGAGGGCUGUUUUUGGCUUUAAUUUUAAGCUUCUUAUCGGGAUUGUUAGCUGAUACAAUAGCAGACGUGAAGGUUUCGAACUUGAGAACGUCUGAUGAAAAGAAUACUUACAACGUAAAUGCGAACGAAGGUGAAUACCUGACAUUUGAACUUAAGGCAGAUUUAAAGAAUUUAGGAAAUGACGAUAUAUUGACACCAUCUUUGCCGCUUACUGAUAAUUUUGAACUUCUUGCCGGAUUUCUAAAGGUGGACGGUUCAGUUGGUAAUACAUGGCCGGAAGCGGCGUCGUCCGACAGCGAUAUAACACUAAAAAAUGGAGAAUCUAAGACUAUUGAGCUUAAAAGACGAGUCAUGUACAAAAAAUCUCUUUGCGAUGAUUUUCUCUGUCUAUGCGUGAAAGCUACAAGAGUUUUUAAAGAUAAAACUUAUAUCGCUUACAAGGAUCAAAACACGGAGAAUGAUUUAGCUUGUAUUAAAGUAACUUGCAAUUCUGCUCCUGCUACAGGUGUAUCUGAUGUACAAGUGUCAAAUCUGAGGACAAAGACUGAUGGUGUUAAAUAUAAUAUAAAUGCUGAUGAAGGUCAAAAUAUUAAAUUGGAAUUUAAAGUCAACCUUAAAAAUCAUGGAACAGAAAAUAUUGAUUCUCCAAAAGCUCCACUAAACCAUAAUUUCGAUAUUAGACUUGGACUUUUGAAAUUAGAUGGAUCAAUCGGAAAUACAUGGCCCAAGGCAUCUUCCGGUGAUAGUAGUACAACCUUAUAUAACAAACAAACAAAGACUAUUUCUCUUUAUCGUCAUAUUACAUUUAAGAAAUCGUUAUGUAACUCAAAAGUUUGUGCUUGCGUCAAAGCUGAACGUCACUUUUCGAGUGGAAAAACACAUUUGGCUUAUACUGAUCUCAAUACAAACAAUGAUUUGGAUUGUAUGGAUAUCGUAUGCGAAGCUGAUAAUAUUCAAACUGAUUCAGAUGUUAAAGCUUCAAACUUAAGAACUGUAGAUAAUGAAAAUGAAUACGAAAUAAGCGCCGAUAAUGGUGAUAAAGUUACCCUUAACUGGAAAGCAACACUCACAAAUCUGGGAGAUGGUGAUGUAUCUUCUCCGACAAAUCCAUUAUCGGAAAAUUUUGUAUUUCGCGUUGGAAUACUUGGCCUUGAUGGUACUAUUGGAAAUGUUUGGCCUGAAGCACUCUCUUCAGAUACCGAUAUAUCUCUAAACAAUGGCCAAUCCAAGACAGUUUCCUUCAAACGUGAUAUUACUUUCUCCAAGUCGUUAUGUGGUGAUACAAUCUGUUUGUGCGUUAAAGCCAUGAGAAAAUUUGUUAAUGGAAUGACUUAUAUUGCAUAUACGGAUCCAGACACCAGUAACAAUUUGGCCUGCAUGAAAAUUAAGUGCUCGAAAACCGACGGGCUUACUGAUGUAAUGGCAUCUAACUUGCAGAGAUUCAACGAUGAUAAUGAAUAUGUGAUAAAUGCCAAUAAUGGCGAAAUAGUUUCACUUGAUUUGAAAGCAAGAUUGAAAAAUUUGGGGCAAGGCGAUAUUGGUUCACCACAGUCUCCUCUGACCGAUAAUUUCGUCUUGCAAGUUGGUAUAGUAGGUUUAGACGGAUCAUCGGCAGGCAACUGGCCCAAAGUGUCGUCAAACACCAAAGCCAGUCUGAACGAAGGUCAACACAAAACUUUCUACAUGUCAAGAAAAAUUAAAUUCUCGAAAUCGUUAUGUGGCGACAAAAUCUGUCUCUGUGUCAAGAGUUCAAGAGUAUUUAGAAAUGGUAAAACCUACAUUGCAUAUAACGAUCCAAAUACGAGCAACGAUGCAGUUUGUAUGAAUAUUGUCUGCGAUAAUGGUUUGUCAGAUGUUGAAGCUGUCGACCUGAGAACUUUCAGUAGUGAUUUUGAAUAUCAAGUUAACGCCAAUAAUGGUGAAACAGUUACACUUGAAUUGAAAGCCAGACUUAAGAAUCUCGGCGAUAAAGAUAUUGGAUAUCCCAAAUCUCCGUUGACUGAAAAUUUUUCUUUUCGUGUUGGUCUACUUGGUCUUGAUGGAACAUCAGCCAAUGUUUGGCCUGAAGCGUCUUCGUCUGAGAAAGACAUAACGCUUAAUAAUCAACAAAUGAGAGAAGUCAAGAUGACUAGAAAAAUUAAAUUUUCUAAAUCACUUUGCGGCGAUCAAAUAUGUCUUUGCGUAAAAGCAACGAGAAUGUUUAAAAAUUCAAAAAGUUAUGUAGCUUAUAUAGAUCCCAAUACUGCAAAUAACUUGGCCUGUAUGAAGCUUGUUUGUGAUGGUGAAAAUCUUGUUGGGGUUUCCGACGUUGAAGUUUCUAAUCUUCGAACUAAAAAUGAUGACAAUGUCUACAAAAUUGAUGCUGAUAACGGUGAUAGCGUUACUCUUAACCUUAAGGCAAGAUUACGAAAUCUUGGAGACAGUGAUAUUGACUCUCCUCAAAGUCCUUUUUCGGAAAACUUUGUUUUCCUUGUUGGAAUUUUGGGUUUCGACGGACAAAUUGGAAACACUUGGCCCAAGGCCAGUUCUGCUGAUACCGACAUCAGUCUCAAUCACGGCCAAUCGCGAACCGUAUACAUGACAAGGAAAAUAAAAUUCUCUAAAUCAAUGUGCGGAGAUAGAAUUUGUUUGUGCGUCAAACCUAAGAAAGUCUUCUCUAAUGGAAAGAAUGAAGUUGCCUACGUAGAUCCAAACACAGGAAACGAUUUGGCUUGUAUGUUAAUCGAAUGCGAUAGUGACUCAACCCCAAUGGCUGAUGUUAGAGUAAAUUACUUACGAACUGGUAGCAAUCGAAAUGACUACGAGAUUACAGCCAACAACGGCGAAACGCUCACUCUUGAAUUUAGAUCUGAACUUGAUAAUCUUGGACCAGACGACAUCAACUCUCCACAGUCUCCAUUGAAUGAUAACUUUGUUUUCAGAGUCGGAAUUCUUGGCGCCGAUGGCUCAAUUGGUAAUAGUUGGCCAAAGGUGUCUUCUUCUGAUACAGAUAUAUCAUUGAAUGACGGACAACGCAGAGUUAUAAGAAUGUCGCGAAAGAUCAAAUUUUCAAAGAGCCUAUGCGGCGAUAAAAUUUGUUUCUGCAACAAAGCUGCCCGAAUCUUGAAAAACAGUAAAACUCAUAUCGCUUAUAUCGAUCCGAAUACUGCCAACGAUCUGGCUUGCAUGAAUAUCGUUUGUCCACAACCAAAUCCUUUGACAAAUGCUGAUGUUGAAACAUCGCAAUUGAGAACAAUGAAUAAUGAAAUUGUUUAUGGAAUGUCUGCCGAAAAUGGAGAUACAAUUACUAUCGAAUUAAGAGCCAGACUCAGAAAUUUGGGACCUGAUGACAUUGACUCUCCAACUUCGCCAUUCUCUGACAACUUUGUAUUUAGAGUUGGAAUUUUUGGACUCGAUGGAACAGUUGGUAACUCGUGGCCAAAAGUUUCUUCAUCCGAUACUGAUAUAAGCUUGGAUCGCGGUGAAUCAAGAACUGUGACGAUGACUAGAAAAGUAAAAUUUUCGAAAUCAUUUUGCGGUGAUAAAAUCUGCCUUUGUACUAAAUCGACCAAACUGUUUAUUGAUGGUAAAAAUCGAGCUGCGUACGUUGAUCCGAACACAGAGAAUGAUUUGGCAUGUAUGGAUAUUUCCUGUGAGCUUGAUCCAAUUAUUGACGUUCAGUCGGAUGUAGAAACUUCGAAUUUGAGAAUGGAAUCUGGAAAUCAACGCUUUGAAAUUGUUAAUCCUGAAAAUGGACAAUUUAUUAACUUUAACUUAAGAGCAAACUUAAGAAAUUUGGGUCCAGACGAUAUUGAUUUCCCUACAUCUCCUCUAACUGAAAAUUUUGUCUUUCGUCUUGGAAUUUUGGGCUUUGACGGUACUAUUGGAAAUUCAUGGCCCAGAGUUGAUUCACCAGACUCUGAUAUGCAGUUGGACGUGGAUCAAACGAGGACAGUUGCAUUAUUGCGAAAAGUAAAAUUCUCUAAGUCGUUUUGCGGAGACACAAUUUGUUUAUGUACCAAACCGGCGAGACAACUACAAAAUUCAGAGACAUUUGUCUCUUAUAUUGAUCCGAAUACGAAAAAUGAUUUGGCUUGUAUUGAUAUCGAAUGUAAAUAUGAUGAUUCUAAGGAUGUUUAUGCUGAUGUUGAAACAUCUGCAUUGAGAAUGCACUCUAAAGAAACAAAAUAUUUCAUCAAUGCAAAUAAUGGUGAUUCCGUUACUUUGAAUUUAAUAGUAAAUUUGAAGAAUCUUGGAAGAGAUAACAUACCGUAUCCGCAAUCGCCUCUUUCCGACAAUUUCGCUUUUCAUGUUGGAUUGUUAGGAUUGGAUGGAAGUAUUGGAAAUGCUUGGCCCAAAGUAUCAUCUAGUGAAUCCGAUAUUACCUUGAACGUUGGUCAAACUAGAACUGCUAGCCUUAAGCGAACAAUUAAAUUUUCCAAGUCGUAUUGUGGUGAUAAAAUAUGCGUUUGCACUAAAGCCGCUAGAGUAUUGAAAAAUUCGGAAACUUUUAUUGCUUAUAUUGAUCCAAAUACUGCUAAUGAUUUAGCGUGUAUGGAUAUAGAAUGCGAAACUUCUAAAGUGGACGUAAUGAUAAGCAAUUUAAGAGUAAAGGAGACUGGAAAAACAACUUAUGAAAUUGUACCUGAUGGUAGUAUUGUCGAGGUUGUUGCCGAUAUUGCGAAUAUUGGUGAUCAGGAUAUCGGAUAUCCAAAAAAUCCUCCUUCGAAGAACUUCUUCUACCGAUUAUAUGUUUUCCCACUUGAAUCAAACAGUAAACCAAAAGCUGAUGAAGCAACUCUGGAAGGAGCCACCUUAUUUGCCGGCACAACAAGAGGGGUUUCUAUAACCCGUUAUACGGUGACUCUGACUCAAGAAGAUUGUAAAAGGAAAGACUUGAUGAUAUGUGUUUCCGUUAAAGCUGUAUCUGAAUUUGAUGGCUCGGAAAAUGUAAUAUCGUAUAACGAUUAUAAUCCAACUAAUGACAUGACCUGCAUGCCCUGCAAGUGUACAUCAUCAGAAAUUACAGAUGAUCCUCAUAUUAUUGUUUGGCCAGAUACAACUGCAUUGAAGCCCCUUUGCUUUGAUCUAUUUGGACAAUCUGGAGACAGUUACAUUUUACUGAAUGAUACUGCUGCAGGAUGGUCUGUUUCGGCUACUUUAUUAGAUGACUUUUACUUCCAUAAAGUGAUCGUGAAAAGUCCUAGCAACUCUGUGGUUGUUGAUACUAAUGGAGUAAGACAGACGUCUAUGUUAUUUAACGGAGAAGAAGGAGCCUUGACAAUUGGCGAUAUCCUAAUGGUAUAUGAUCAAGCUACAAAAGCAAUAACAAUACAAACUGGCGAAUAUCCUGAUGAUUUAGAAGUUGAAAUUAAACUAGGCAGUCAUGCCUUUGGAGUAAAGCAUUUAGAUGUCGGAAUCCCUGACCGAAGGUUAACCAAACACGUAGGAGGAAUUCUAGGACACGUAAAAAGAAAUUAUCAAAAUGUUCACGAACCUGUACAAAGUGGCCAAAGGGUAGGUGUCGUUGUUAUGAAUAAUAGACCCUUUGAAGCCCUUUUGACUUAUCGAGGAAACGUAAAAUGUUGGUUCGUGAAAACAGAAACUGCGCUUUACCCAGUCAAAAAAGAAGCCUUUCUUAUCGGACAGUAG